UAUUCGUUGAGAGUGAAGCUUUCAUCAAGGUGUGGUCAGACUGUAAAUAUAUUUUACCACUGGAAAACACCGGAAUCCCAAUAAAGCACAAAAUAUACUAAACGUGCACAUAAACAAAUUAAGGUGUGAUAACUAAAAUGAAUGUGUCCACAGUUAAGUGACAGUUGAGACCAUAACACACCAAAAUGGAGAGGAUUCGAGUAUUGCGUGAUUCUGUGACAAAAAAUGCAGAUAAAAAGUGUUGUAUUAAAGUGGCAGUAGGAGUAGCGGUGGUGCUAGUUUUACUGAUUGUUAUUAUUGUAGCUGCUGUGUUGUCGACUACUGAGGAAAACAGCGAUCCUGUCAACAACAAGGAACAACAGAAUGGUAGUGGAACUGGAACUACUUCCGGUAAACUGGAAGGCCUGGACAUACCAAGUCAAUAUCUUCUCCGAAUGGGAUCACUAGAGAGUCCAUCCUUCCACCAGAUUCUGGCAGUUGAUGACGAACACCAAGCUUAUAUCAUGCAGAUUGAUGAAGAUUUUAAAAAUAUUUACGUUGUGGUUAAUUUUCAACAGAAGAGUCAGGUAUUUGUGGGCAUGAGAAAGGAACAUGAAAGAGGGGAUGUAGUGGAGUCCACCAUGCUGUUUUGUCAUGAAAGUAAAUUUGAUAGUGAUUUUACUGGCUCAUUUUUAAGUUCCAGUCAGUUGACAACGGGAGACCACUCUGCUGUGAGCAAUGGUAGGACCACAGAUUUAAAUGUAGAUGAAAUAGGCACAAUAUAUAAAGCCUCGCCUCUCAUAGCCUCAGUUAUUAAUGGUUCGUGUUCAUAUAUACCCAGUCAUCAUAUGAUACAGUGGAAGGAGAAGAAAUCUGAAUGCACCAUUUCUACAACGAUCGACAAUAACACAUCACCGUGUUCCUUACAAUGUCCAAAAUGUAAAGAUUUAGCCCAAACUGAGAAACAAAGUUGCAGUAAGUUUGAUCAGUGUAAUUUCGACAUGAGUUAUUGUGAUCCAUAUUGGAAAUCUAACAACGUUUACAACCAACAACCAUAUUGUAUAUGUCGCAAAACAUUAGCCAAUGAUAUGCUUCGUGUCAGUUGUCCAAAAUCAGGUGCCGAUGGCGGAAAUUGUGAAAUACCGCGACGAACAAUAGUGGAUUUUGAAAAUUCGAGCCCGUGUUUUUGUCGUUACAGUAUCCCAAUUAUCCAUCCCUAUAUCCCCGUGACCGGAAAUAAAAACACUAUGUUCACGCUACAGUCAGUGAUAGUUACCGCCCCUGCCCAGACUCAUAAAGAAUGUGAACUUAGAGACUCGUCUUAAUGGUACUAGUUUAAGUUGUAUUUACCCUAAAACAUUUAAGACUUAUAUCCUGCCAAUUAUAUUCCUAUAUAUAGAUCAUGUAUCCAGUUCAAGGUAUAUCCAAAUGUAGCCUUUAAAUUGUGAGCUGAUCUCAACAAAAAGCCUUCGGAAUGUCCAGGAGUUUUAAGGACCAAGAGCUAUGUAAAUUUCAUCCACUGAAAGAUUCUAAAAGCAUUAAGACCAAAACCUUUUAAAAUAUAUUCAGAAUUCUAUAAAUGUCCACGAGCUUUGUAAAUGAUCAAUACCAAGAGCUUUGUGAAGUUUUGCAAGUAACUUAGAUCUAGAGCUCUGUAAGGUUUAAGAGCUCUGCGCGUGUCU
Lottia gigantea (owl limpet) is the source of this 1661-nucleotide messenger RNA. RefSeq lists its product as hypothetical. The record is from RefSeq and is a predicted model, not a curated record. Bases 186 to 1304 code for a protein of 372 amino acids. NCBI's taxonomy places the organism in Eukaryota, Metazoa, Mollusca, Gastropoda, Lottiidae. The transcript is spliced from 6 exons.